Plodia interpunctella (Indianmeal moth) is the source of this 4087-nucleotide messenger RNA. Its product is annotated as lachesin-like. The transcript has 10 exons. NCBI's taxonomy places the organism in Eukaryota, Metazoa, Arthropoda, Insecta, Lepidoptera, Pyralidae. The record is from RefSeq and is a predicted model, not a curated record. Bases 248 to 1456 code for a protein of 402 amino acids. Gene Ontology annotation, cellular component: neuron projection.
CAAAGGUAGAGGAGACAGUACGCAGUCAGCGCGCCUCGAGACGACGCCGCCCGUCGCUCGAUCCCCAGCUAUACGAACUCGAUACACGAACGAACAGCCGCUCAAUUCACAGCCUUCCAAUGAAUAUUUAAUCGCUCCAUAUUCUGCCGGCGAAUGAAUGAACGAAUUUACCGACCAUGACUCUCUUGUUGACACGUAUGUAAAAGUCUGCAAAGUUCAUUCGAUUGCGAUAUCGAUGGGGUAAUACAUGAUGCACGGAGAAAGACAUGUGCCGUGGUCAGCGGCCACUCUCGUGGUGUUGCUGCUAAUUAUCCACAAUGCAUCAUCUUCCGACGAAUCCCUAUUCCCGCGCUUCGUAGAGCCAGUUUCCAACGUGACUGUGACGGUGGGCCGCGACGCGCUGCUCGCUUGCGUCGUUGAAGAUUUGCGGGGAUACAAGGUGGCAUGGGUCCGCGUAGACACGCAGACGAUCCUGAGCAUCCACCACAACAUAAUCACGCAGAACCCUCGCAUCAGCCUGUCGUACAACGACCACCGCUCCUGGUACCUGCACAUCAAGAACGUGCAGGAGGUGGACCGCGGCUGGUACAUGUGCCAGGUCAACACUGACCCUAUGAGGUCUAAGAAAGGAUAUCUGCAAGUUGUGGUGCCUCCAGUAAUCAUAGACAACCAGACAUCAAUGGACAUGGUAGUGCGGGAAGGCACUAACGUGACGAUGGUGUGCCGUGCUACCGGAUAUCCGGAACCGUACGUCAUGUGGCGGAGGGAGGAUGGCCAGGAGUUCAACUGCAAUGGUGAAUCUGUUAACGUGGUAGACGGUGAAAACCUGACGAUAUCCAAGGUGUCCCGACUGCACAUGGGUGCCUACCUGUGCAUAGCCUCCAACGGUGUGCCACCUUCCAUCAGCAAGCGAGUGUUUCUCAUGGUCCAAUUUCCGCCAAUGCUGUCGAUACCAAAUCAACUCGAGGCCGCUUACAUAGGCCAGGACGUGACGCUGGAGUGCCACACUGAAGCAUACCCCUCAUCUAUUAACUACUGGACCACCGACCGUGGAGAUAUGAUUAUUACAGGUACAAAAUAUGUCACGUUUCUUAGCGACGACCACUAUACCAGAAAAAUGAAAUUAACGAUACGGAAGGUGUCAUCUAGGGACUUCUCUUCAUAUCGCUGUGUCGCCAAGAACUCCCUCGGCGAGACGGACGGGCUCAUUCGACUUGAUGAAAUCCCCGCCCCAUCGACAGUGAGCACGACAUCUUCUUACACUACGCACCCGCCCAAGAAAAAAGUCAAACCCAAAAAUGCUUGGAGGGACAGUUCAGCUGAAAAUAGAGUUGUUGGAGACUAUGAAGUUGAGGAAUUAAAAAGAGAGUACGACGAGGCAUCUGAUUCAUCAGCAUCAUCAAGGGCUGUUGGAUCUCUGUUCAUCAUCCUAUCGGCCGUGAUCAUCAGCAGCUGACAAGAGCUAUUCGCUCAUAUAAAUACCAUAUCAUAGUGCCAACCCGUCUUUGUGCUAAACGAGAUACGAAAAUUUCGCAGUGAUACAUUUAAACUAGCAUGUCGAUAGUAUAGCUUUAUAGAUGUAGAUCGAUAUAACCCUAUUCGGCAAAGUUUCAAUUCUACAUACUGAAUAAUACAAGAUAAAUGUUCUUCUUCCUAUGAUUUCAUAUAUUAUGGUUAUUUUGAUUCACGUCUGUGCUCCAUGCUCUGAUGUUUUAACACGUACUUUGAUCAUUUAUCACAAUGUUUUAUCGAAGUUUUUACACCAUUUUAUCAACAUAGGAAUAUCUUAAUAUUAAACAAAUAUAGAACAAAGAUUAAAAGUUAAUUUUUAAGUUUUUGAAUGUAGAAUUGCAACUUUAAACGAACAAAAUAAUUAAAAAUGAGUGUAACUUGUAUAUAUGUAUAAUAAGUGUUGUACAACAUCGAAUUUCUUAAUUUCUGUUAUCUGAUAACUAAACAUAAUAAUAUUUAUAUCUACCAUUUGUUGUAAAUAUAUUUUAGAUCUAUUACACAAAAGACUGAUAGGUUUGGUAUGAAGAAAAUGUGCCAUAUUAUGUUCAUAUCUAUGUAUUAUCAUUAAAUAUAGAUAUAUUAUAGUAGUUAAAUGGAUAAAGUAGUCGAAUAAAAUAAUAUUUAAUACAGUAAAUAGAUACAAAUAUUAGCACGCAACUAUAGCUUAAGUAGAAAAUGUUUCAUUGAUAGAAAAUGUACAUUACUUACAAUAUUCGAAUAGGAUCAAAAAAUGCAAUUGAAUAUAUUUUUGAAAUUAGAUACAUUUCUUUUUUUUAUUUUACCAGAAAUUAUCAGAAGGUUGCCAGUAAUAUUUCAGAUUCAACAUUUAAAUUUACUUAAAACAUACAAACGAAACGAGCUGUCUUGGACGCUCAAAACGUCCCAUUGCCAGUAAAAAAUAUAGAUUUGGCUGCAAGAGCCAAGGAAAAUAUUUACAACGCGUCGGGCGGGUCGGGAGUAGUCGACACUUCAUGCCAAAUGGUGUACGCACUUGUGCAUGUGCAGUGCACGCUAACAUUCCCACACAAAUAAUAAAAAGCUUAGAAAUCACUCUUGACACAAUAAUGUGAUGACGUUAUUUAAUUUGCGGUAGUAUAUAUUUCUUGGGUUUUGUUUAUUAAAAUACAAAAUAUUUAUAUAAUCUACGGGUGUAUUUUAAUAAAAUUUGAUACACAACAAACACACAAUCGAACAUCAUGUCAAAAUACAAACGACUGCUUGUAUUUUAGUGCGAUUGAAAAAUAUCGAAAUAUCUUUCUUCACUCUGCAACAUUUAUAAUACAGCUGACAUAACUACGAAUACAAACAGUGUCGAACAAGUGCUCGCUGCUGAUAUAGUCACAGCGUGAUUUUCUACAGUCGCAGACAUUGAAGUUAAAUCCCAGGGAAAAUGUUAGCACUUUUGUGUCUAUUUUGACAAUUUUCUAAUUGAAUAUGAUAGAUAUUUUUACUGUAAAAAUUAUAAUAAAUCGUUAGUAAUGAAGUAUUGUGAAAAUUCUUCAUUCUUAUUGUGAAUACAUUUGUCGUCAAUAUGGACCCAAAACCUAAACAAUGAAAGUGUGAUAAAACUUUAAUAUUUUUUCUGUAUCAGUGUAUCAAUACAGUAUCAGUGUUUACAACGAAUGGGUGGUGGUGGAAAAUUUCGAGUAUUUAAAAAAGGCAGUUGGUUUUUGUUUUCUGUAAUUUAUUUCUAUUAUCUUCAAUAGAUAUAGAAGUAUUUUUAUGAUGGAGUAAGUUAUAUGUAAGUAAGAUCUUAAUUUAAGCCACUAUAUCAACUUUACAUAAUCAAUAUACAUUUGUAAAAAUAUUGUAUUCGUAAACCAUCUUGAAUGACUUCAUACACUUACAUGUUAAUAGUCAAAUCUUUUUCUGUACACAUGAUAAUAAAGUUAAAGAAAAUAAUUAUACCAUGUUUUUGUCAGAAUUAUUUCUAUUUUAUGCUUUUCAUGAAACUUAAACAUGUAAAUACAUUAACUUCUGCAAUAAAGACAAUAUGGCGUGCUUUGUAAUAUAAAUAAAUAGCUGUAAAGUUACUAUAAAUAUUCGCCGUGAAGCUUUAUGUUAUCUAUAAUGUAUUGUAGACAGUAACUUAUCACAUAACGCGCAUAUUAGAGUGAGAAGUAUGAAGUAACUUGUUAUAAUUAUAAAAAUACAAUUUUAUUGAAAUAAAAUAUAUUUGUUUGAACUUAAUAAACAACGAAACGAAAUUUUAAAAUAAAUAUUAUAUUUUGUUGUAUAUGUGUGCGUACGUAUAAAUAAACGGAAAAAAUACAGUAAUAAAACGGGUUUCUUAAAUAAACAACUUCAAUUUUAGCUCACGUUUCUCACUCAAUUUUAUACUCUUUUGAUAAAAAAGCUAACUUUACAAUAGACCCGAAUAGUUAUAAUUUGAACCAUUUCUGAGGCUUUAAAUGUAAUCCCGGUGUAUUUACUAUCCUGUAUCAUAAACGAAGGUUUUAUAGUUUCUUGUCAAAAUUACAUAUCUUCGGAAUGGUCCAGUCGCGCGUUGAAUUGUAUAGUAAUCGUUAUCGUUAGCUGAUGUAAAGUUCUAAUAAAUGAUUUUUAUAAAAAAAUA